Messenger RNA from Phlebotomus papatasi, 7213 nucleotides. It is a transcript of the gene bun, whose product is annotated as protein bunched, class 2/F/G isoform. The coding region runs from base 644 to 2452 and encodes 602 amino acids. The transcript has 4 exons. Gene Ontology annotation, biological process: regulation of transcription by RNA polymerase II. Lineage: Eukaryota; Metazoa; Arthropoda; Insecta; Diptera; Psychodidae. The record is from RefSeq and is a predicted model, not a curated record.
UCAACCGAGACAGCCCGAAAAUGUGACAGCUGCCACUGUCAGUUGAAUUUUUUGUGUGAUAAAAAAAAAGAACGACGAAGGCUGCCCAAAAUUGAUUUGAUUCUCUCGCAAUAUUUUUACUGUAAAAUCAUCAAAAAACUGUACUAUUGUGUCGGCAAUUGUGCAUAGGAGUGCUGUGUUGUGUUGUGCAGUGGGGAUUUUGGUGUAAAAAGUGAGAAUUGAGUGUGUUUUGUGGUGACUUUUUGGUGCCACCUUUUUGGACUGAGGAAAAAGAUGGUGUAAAUAUAAAAAUUUUCUUUUCCUCCUCUUUUUCCUGCCAACACACAUCAAUCUGUUGGGUAUUUUUUUUUGCUCAAGAGCAGCUCACUGCUCUGUGAACUCUCUUGGGUGGGUAUUUGUGUGUCUGCUGUGGGAAGUCUCUUCUUUUUUUUUCGUCGGGGAGGAAAGGAAGGAAGGGAGAGUGGGACGGAGAGAGGUGGAAAAAAUAGAGGCAGACGAGACAGAGAAAAAUAUGCAAAAGAGCAUUUGUGUGUGAAAAUUCUAGAGAGAGUGAGAGAGCGGGAGGUUGAGUUGGAAGAAGAAAAAAGUUCAAUAGGAAAGAAAAAUAAAUUGUUUUUGCCACCCUUACGACCAUGGUCAUAUCAUGCUGAAGAUGGCAGACACAGCAACUAGUCCCUCUGCGAAGCAACAAAAGCAGAAGGUGCUCCCGGACGCAGCCAAAGUCGACCGACGAGGGCUCAACAUGAAGGGGAUCAAUGACGCUCCCGGUGGCGCAAAGACGCCUCCAGUGACCGGGUCAGAGGUCCGUGGUGGCCAGACAAGUGCCCCAAGUAGUGUAGCCAGUAGCAUGAGUAGGAAGCCCAAGGCGUCCUCCUUCCAAAUCACCUCAGUGACAUUGGGUACGCGAACGAGUGCAGACAAUGGGGAAGACAGUGCCGAUGAUCUGGAUGAGUCUCAUAGUCAUACCGAUGACAAUAGUCGCGUGACGGAUCAUGGCAAUGAGACACCCAGCUUUUCCGAGGACACAAGUUUCUCCAAGGAGGAUGUAUACUACUCGUCAAAUGCUCUCGGGACGGCUCCGGUGAUCCCAACAAGUUCCCAAUAUGGCCUGGCCAUUGUAUCACCCGAACUCAAUGGUACGGCCACACUGACGGAUGUUCAUGUGAGUUUAACGGAUGCUGGCAUCAAUAUUGUGGGCAAUGCCAAGCAGAAUUGCGAUGUGGACAUUAAGGAUGUCCAUCAGAGGAAUGAGAGGUUCAAAGUGGUGAAAAUUGAGAGUACGGAGCCAUUUAAACGGGGUAGAUGGAUGUGUAUGGAUUAUCUGGAUCAUACGACGCUGCAGCAGGCAAAUGCUGGAUCUGAGGGGGCUCUCGAUGGGACAGAUGAGGGAGUGGCUAAAGUCAAUAACAUUCUUCCUGGACAAACUGCUCCGGCAGUUUUUUACAAUUCAACUGUAGUGGCAUCCCAAGCAGCCCCAACGGAAACCACAACAACAACAACGGUGCCAGAAGUGACCACUCUGCCGGCUGUGAAUGCCACAACAAAUACAUCUGCAGCCUAUACGGCUCAGAGUAUGCCAUCGCAUCAGAUUCAAGAGGCCAUUUCGGCGGCCACAAAACGACCACCGAAAGUGUCAUCGCGCCAUCAGGGACAAACGCAACCAGCUCAGUACUAUCAGCAGGCUCUCAAGAGACACAGCAGUACCCAGGAAUAUACCCAGGGUGCAACACUUCCGGCCCAUCUGCUCAAUUUCCGCGAUACAGCUGGACUGGAAGCGAGUCUGGCCAGUCUGAGCAGUGGUCAUCCCAUUGAGCAGCAUCACAAUAAAUCACCCAAGAGACAGGUAGCUCAGACACCCGAAGAUGCCGCCGUAAUCCCAUCUAGUCAGCCAGAGGUGGAUAGCAGUAGCAGAGUCAAGGAGCCGGAAGAGGUGGUGACACCAUGUGACCGUGUGACAGUAGCACCGACAGCAGCGACAGCAACAACGGCUCCAGAGGCUGUAGAUAGCAAUUGCGUUAGUACGUCCAGUGGCGUCAAUUCACCAACUGUGAGCGUAGUGUCGCAGCCGGAUGCAACACCAGAUGCCACCACCGAAGUGGAUAUGACGCCAGAGCAGCAGCAGCAGCAUUUAGGAGCCACUCCGGGCAGCACUGAUGAAAAUGCUCCAACUGACGACAGUGAAAAUGCGUCAGGAACGAGUGCUGUGGCUAUAGACAACAAAAUUGAGCAAGCUAUGGAUUUGGUAAAGUCCCAUUUGAUGUUUGCUGUGAGGGAGGAAGUGGAAGUACUAAAGGAGAAAAUAGCCGAACUGAUGGAUCGAAUAAAUCAGCUUGAAGUGGAAAAUACAAUACUUAAAGCGAAUGCAACGCAAGAGACCCUUUCGCAAUUGUCAGCGACACUUGCACAGGGAAAGGUUCAAUCGUCAAAUACAGGAAAUGGAUCUGUCUCAUAAGUAGAAGAAAAAAAGGAAGUAACAACAACAAAACGGAAGUGAACGCAAAAAAAGGAAGGAAAGUUUUAACAAAAUCAUACACCAAUUUUAAUGCUAAUCACACGCUUAUGCCUCAUUUUUUUAAGUUCAUCCCCCUUCCCGCUCCCUCACACUUUUUUUUUUUUUUUAAAUUAACGAAAGACAAGUAAAAGUCUUUAAAUAAGUGAAAGACAGUCCCCAAACUCAAAAACAAAAUAGGAAGAACAAUAGAAAAAAGUGGCAAAAGAAUUUACAACUUAGAAUAUAUCAAUGUUCUUUUUUUUUCUUCAAUCAGCCUUCAAUGGCUAAAAUAUCGACUAUCGGUCCACUAUACUUUCUGUUUGUUUUUUUUUCUGUUUGUGAAAGAGAGUCUUUUUUUUUACAUAAACCUUCUCCAUCCCUCAUCCCUCAAUCUAAAAUAAAAAAAAUCUCUCUUUCCGUUCUCGAGUCAAUAAUGUAAUUUAAAUGAACGUUUUUGCAUAUUAGUUUAAUAGUAAAAAUGAUGCUAUUUAAAUAAUUAUUAUAUAUUUGUUUUUUUUUUUGUAAAUUGGGCAGAGUCACAUGAAAGAAAGAUAUCUGAGAUUGUGUAAAGGAAAAAAAACAAAAAUAUUGUGGACGCAGUGAAAAAUUUGUAGGAAUUAUGUUGUAUAUAUAGCACAUGUUUAGAAUUUAGGAUAGACUCAUAAGAUAAAUGAUAGUGAAACACACACCAAAAUAGUGUGUAAGAUUAAUUGUUUCUUUCCUUAUCUGUUGUGUUUUUUUUUUGUAAUCUGGAUUUUUUUUUCUUCGUCAAUAUUUGCACAAUUUCCACUGGGAGAAAUUUGAUAAAAUGUUAUACUGCGGCAUUCAAGAAGUUAAGAAAAAAGAUCUUUUGGUUUUUUUUCACAGGUUUGUAAUACGAAUUGGGAAUUAAACUCGGAAUUAAAUCCCAGUAACAUGUAUUUUUUAGUCUCGUGUUCUUUGAUUGGCUGGAGCUUUGAUUGGUUUCAAGCGAUAGGACUAAAAUAUUUCAUGUGAUCAAAUAUUUGAUUACAUAAAUAUUCGUGUGGAUUUAGGUAAAAACAGAAAGAAAACCUGAUUAGAUCUCGUUCAAAUUUGAUGAUAUUUUAUUGCCCAAAAUGACAAAAAGGAACGCGUAGAAAGUUAAGAACUUGUUUUGCAAUGACUCGGUCAGGAAAAAGCAAAUUUCACUAGAUAAACCAUUCCGUGAAUUAUCUUUUCCCAUGAUUUUUGGGUGAAUAUAGAUUUACAACAUUUUGAAUUGAUUCAUAAAUCAAAAAAACCAUUUGGAAAUAGACAAUUGAGGAAGGUGCGCGCAUUACUAUCACGAAGCAAAUAAAAAGAAAUACUCGAGAAAGAUAAAAAUCAAUUACCGGUAUUUUACCGAUUGAAACUAAUGCAGCUAGAUUGGGUAUAUCAAGACCUUUCCAGAAAGUCCAAAUUUGAUCAAAACGGUUGAAAAAUAAAUCCUCUAGAGUGGUUAAAACGUCGACUUUCAAAAAAUCAAAAUGGCGAUUUUAUGUCACAGAAACGCAUGAUCGAAUGACUAUGUUCAGUAAUAAUCUAUCCAAGAGACAAUGUCACCUCAAAGCUUGUUAGUUUAAAUUUUCGAACUUUCAACGAAUUUUUGGGUAAGUGCUCUGUACGGGUACAGUAGGUAGAAAACUCAAUCGGAAAGAGCUCUCAACUCGGGAAGGUUGUUACUGAACGUGAGGAAUAUUUCUCUGGGGCCAAAACAUAUCCAUAAAGAAAACAAAAUCGUUUCAGCCGUUUAUGAGGAAGAAAGUAUAUUGGCAUAACAAUUUUUAUGGGGUGUCACCGAAAAUCGAAAGUCAAUAUCUUUCACAGUUUUAUACUUUUAUGCCGAGUAAACAGUUUAAAAACGGAUUAAAAACGGUCAGUAAACAUUAAAAAGUGGUCAGGAGAAAUUAAAAAUGAGCUUUAAAAAAUAAAAAGUAAUCAGUAAAAAAUGAAACUUGGUCAGUAAAAAAUAAAAUAUGGUCAUAAAAUAUUAAAAAUUAAAAAGAAACAUCAAAUUGUUCAGUAGAAAUAUUCAAUUUGGUCAGUAAAAAAAAUAUAAAAUGUUCUGCAAGAAAUUAGUAAUGAACCGUAAGAUAUUAAAUUAAAAAUAAUAUCAGUAAAAUAUUCAAAUCAAUCAAUUGAAGUAUUCAAUCUUGAUUUAUAAUUUAGAAAUUACUUUUUCUUCGCUGACCAUUUUUCAAUUUUUAAUUCUUUCAAAUACUAUUCACUCAUAAGCGUAAAUAAUUAAAAAAAAAACAUAAGAAACAUGCAUUAUGUCUCUUGUUUUUUUUGCGUUUUGUAAAAAGAAAAAAUAUAAAGCAAACUGUAAAUUCUGCAUGACUUAAAAUUAGGAAAUAUUCUUGACAAAGGCAAAAUUGAGAUUUUGGAUAUACGAGAACAUUUUGCUCAUUCUACUGGUCAGACUGGAAAGUUUUAUAGAGCAUUUUCAUCUGAAUAAUAUAACUUAAUGUCUCCGGCACACCUUUUAUAUCAGGUCAGGAUUCAGGAUAAUUUCAUAAAGUCGAAAUUCGCAUCCCUCUCUUUCUCAAACCUAUUGCAUAUGUCUAUCUCACUCUUUCGUACUCUUCUUCUUCUUCAUUUAAACAUCAUAACAAAUUAAAUUUAGUACAACCGAAUUUGGAGUGCGAAAGAAUGAGACGGACAUAUAUGCAAAACGUUUAAGAAAGGGAUGUGAAUUUAGAUUUUUGAUUUCAUGUCCUGAUCUAAAAGGUUUGCCGGAGCCAUUACUGACCAAAUUGCUAUUUUACUGACCAAAUAUGGCAAUGUCUUGAAGCUAAAACACUUGUAAAAAUUAAAGAUUCACCGUUCAUAAGAAUCACGGCCAAGAAGGAUACUUUUUCUUAAAGUACUUUAAUAAUAUCGACUUCAGACUAAAAAAAUAGCCAUGUAGCUUAACUUCCCUAAUUUUUUAUCAAGCAAGACUUUGAGAAAAUUUUUAUUUGGGAUUUUAUGAGGAAAUGGUGCAAUAGAUCAUGAAAAAACUUUAAACUUGCGUGUCAAAGGAACACCUAUUGGAAUUCUAUCAGGUUGCUUAUGUUAUGACCUAUUUCCACCUAAUUUUGUAUCAUUUGGAACAUGAAAAGUGAACAUCCUUAUUAUAAAACGUAGAUUAAUGGUAAACCGUCAUUUUAGGGUCAAAGGAACACCACUUCGACAGGGAACCUUUAUUGACACUUUCAUCAAGAUAUUGAGAUUUAUUUAACGUAACUAAUAAAUGCAAAUAGAAUAGCAGUUUUUCAGAACACAAAAAUUGUUAAAAUACCCCUGAAAUUGCGUGAAAAUUUAAUAGUUUUUAUUACUUUUUUUUUAGCAAAGCCUUACAAGGAAUCAAUUCAAAAUAGAAGUGAAUCCGGUCACUUCACUUAGAAAGUCUGUAUUCAGGACUCUUGAAAACAAAGAUUAAGCAAAGUGAUUAAAUUGAUCUAGAAGAGUUAUCCCCGUUUAUAAGUCAGUUAAUCAACUGAGCUUAGCUUGGAUGUGUAAUUCUAACUGUGCUAUCACACUUGCACAUUAAAAUUUUAAUACGAUUCACAUUAAUUGUCGCUGGUGAGAGUCCAAAUGUGUAAUUUGUGUGUUUGAAUCAUUUUAUUUUCAAAAUUUGAUCUAUUUGUUGAUAAAAAGGUAGAUUUGGCCCGCAAAAUUUGAUAUAAAUUGAUGUACAGCAUUAAUGCGAAAAAUUAAUGCGAUUUUCUCUUUAAUUUUUUAAUGUAAAAAAUAUUUAUGCUUUAGGUAAAUUUAAACUUAGUUUUGCAGGCCAAGUCCACUUCUUUAUCAAUAAAUAGAAAAACCCCAAAUAUUAAGUGACUCAAAGACACAAAUAACAUAUUUGGACGCACACAAGCGACAAUUAAUGUGAAUCACAUUAAAAUUUUAAUGUGCAAGUGUGAUAACGCCGUAACUCCAAGCGUCAAGUACUAUUUUAUUAAAUAUCAUUUUUUCUUAAAUUUAAAAUGUAAAUUAAACAAUAAAAAAAUGAACUUUAAUUUUAAUUAAAUUCAUCCAACUUCGUGAAUGCCGCAGUAUCAUUUUUUUCCCAAUAACUAAAAACAAGAGCUUUUAGAAGCUUUUAGAACAGAAACAUUUUAAUAAUUACAUUUCCCUGAGAGACAAACAUAAUCAGAAAUACAGAAUAGAAUACUUAAAAGAAAAAAAAUACCACUUAUCUUGCGUCAAUCCUGGAUAAAAUGAAGAUAUCACCCUUCUCGAUCCUUCCUGUGAAACAUUCUCACGCCAACUAAAAAAAAAAGAGGUUCCCCGUUCUGGAAAUGCCAUCUUUGUGUUUCUCCAAAAGCCAUUGUAAUUUAAUCUGCAGUGGAUAAGAAAAAAUAAAUAAAUAAGAAAAAAAGAACAAUAAGAGAUUUGAAAAUAACCGAGUAAAACUUAGAUAUUUUAGAGAUGGUCUCUUUAGAGAAAAAGAAAUAAUCUUAUUAAAACAAUUUUAUUGUAAUGUGCAUAACUUAUAGUAAUUGAAGAAAAAGGAAAAAAAAUGAGAAGUGAUAAAAAGAAGUACUGUUGAAAGAGAGGAAAAAAAUUAUGAGAAUGAUUCGGAUUCUCCAAAGGAUGUUCUUGAUUUAGGAUCAAGCAACAAGACGCCUCGUGAAGAAAAAAUCAUGAAGAUUUCCCUGCGGAGAAUCCGAUGAAUUUAAUCAGAAAAGUGUGAUCUUGUAAAUAGAAAAAAAAUGAAUAAAAAAUAAAACAAAA